GGCCGUUCCUGUGUUCGUAUGAAUAGCAAGGAUCGCAGGGUUUUUCUCUUGUUUAUUUCCGCUGCUUCCUAUUCAUCUAUCUCCCCAUACUCUCGGAGGUUCUGAGCCAGACCAACUGCCAGAGUGAGUGAGUGUGAAAAUAGAGCAAUGGGAGCUUAUUGCAACGACAACCUCCAUCCGUCCUCGAUGCAAGCCGUCGUUUCCUCCGAAGAUCUCAGGCUCUCCAAGCACGUCCACGAUAACGUCCACGGCAACAUUUACCUCGACCCCCUCUGUUUGAAGUUUAUUGAUACCCAGGAGUUUCAAAGGCUUCGUGACCUAAAGCAGCUUGGUCUUGCACACUUGGUUUAUCCAGGUGCUGUGCAUUCCAGGUUUGAACAUUCUCUUGGGGUGUAUUGGCUUGCAAGUGAAGCCGUUCAAAAGCUUAAAAAUUAUCAGGGUUCAGAGCUUGGAAUUGAUCACUUUGAUAUUCAAACAGUGAAACUUGCAGGGCUUCUGCAUGAUGUGGGCCAUGGGCCUUUCAGUCACUUGUUUGAACGCGAAUUUCUUCCUAGGGUUCUUGCUGACCAUUGGUCUCAUGAGGAAAUGUCCGUGAAGUUGGUUGACUGUAUUGUUGAUGAGCACCAUAUUGAAAUUGACCCUGAAAUGAUUAAAAAAGUCAAGGAGAUGAUACUGGCAAGCUCUAACUAUUCCCUGCCAAAAGGUUCAAGGGAGAAGCGUUUCUUGUAUGAUAUCGUUGCAAAUGGCCGAAAUGGAAUUGAUGUGGACAAGUUUGAUUAUAUCAUUCGUGACUGCCGAGCAUGUGGUCUUGGAUGCAACUUUCAGUUUCAGAGGUUAAUGGAGACAAUGCGAGUAUUGGGUGAUGAGAUUUGCUAUCGUGCUAAAGAAUACCUUACCGUCCACAAGUUAUUUGCCACUCGGGCAGAUCUGCAUCGAACAGUUUAUACACACUCAAAAGUCAAGGCAAUAGAGCUUAUGGUGACAGAUGCACUGCUAAAAGCAAAUGAUUAUCUUGAGAUUUCAUCGUACACUCAAGAUCCUUCCGAGUACUGGAAGCUAGAUGACACAAUACUUAAGACUAUCGAGACCGCUCCAAACCAAGAACUAAAGGAAUCUAGGGAUUUGAUCCUGCGUAUUCGCAGCAGGAAUUUGUACCAGUUUUGCAAUGAGUAUGCUGUACCAAAGGACAGACUAGAAAAUUUCAAAGAUGUCACUCCUCAAGAUAUCAUCUGUUCCCAGAAAAAUGGUGGAGUGAUACUAAAGGAGGAGGAUGUUGCUGUUAGUAAUGUCAGGAUUGAUUUGACACGUGGAAGGCAUAAUCCUCUAGAGAGAAUCAAAUUUUUCAAGGAUUAUGAGAGUGAUGAUAAGUUCCCCAUACCUGAUGAUCGUGUUAGUCACUUGCUACCUACAUCAUAUCAAGAUAUGAUAGUGAGGGUGUAUUCUAAAAAGCCUGAACUGGUGAGGGCAAUUUCUGAGGCUUUUGAAAAUUUCCAGUUACAGACGUAUGGGAUUAAAGCACAAGUUCAUGCAACACCAGAGAAGAAGAAACAACGCCAUCUAUAAGGUUACCAUGUUGUGUUCGCCUUUAUGUUUUUCUCCAAGAAUAGAAGAAUUAAGAAAUUUUUCGCCAUUCUGUCCUGUCUUUCUGUCAAGCUUUUCGCUGUACUGAAACUUCGUAUACAAUUUAAACAUCACACGACACAAUAGGAUUUUUUAAGGAGUGAGUUUCACCCUCUGCACUGUCCUUUUGUCAUUGACUCAUUAUGUUUUAUGAAAGGAUAUGCUCCCAUUGUGUAGUAUAUAUUUGUAUA
This is a messenger RNA of Juglans microcarpa x Juglans regia, 1811 nucleotides long. Its product is annotated as deoxynucleoside triphosphate triphosphohydrolase SAMHD1 homolog. Gene Ontology annotation, cellular component: nucleus. Bases 148 to 1563 code for a protein of 471 amino acids. The transcript is spliced from 19 exons. Gene Ontology annotation, molecular function: dGTPase activity. Gene Ontology annotation, biological process: dGTP catabolic process. The record is from RefSeq and is a predicted model, not a curated record. Lineage: Eukaryota; Viridiplantae; Streptophyta; Magnoliopsida; Fagales; Juglandaceae.